AUAUGUGCUAGCGUUAGCUAGCUAGCUAACGUUUAGUGUAGGUUUUAGCGGUCCAUUUGUCAUUCUACAGGGUAGUGAAAUGAUGUCUAGAUUAAACAGUUAGUAAAUAAUAUUAAGUAUACUGACAGCUUUAGUUAACGUUAUCUAAGAAACAAGUAAGGCCAGCUAAGGUAGCUUUGUUUACAUGUGUGCUAGCUAGCACAUCAAGGAAAUCAUUACAGUGGGAAUGCAAAGCUAAGUGUUAUUGCUUGUUCAGUGUCCAAUAUAGUCGACAGCAAGGUGAUUGUGAGAGCUAGAUGCUACCGUUCGAUGAGGAAGAACGAGGAGCCACACAAACUUGAGGUGACUUUGGAGGCACACAACUGUACCCUGACUGCCCAUGUAUGCAGUUGUGCAGCUGGUAAAGGGUUGUGCAAUCAUGUAGUUGCACUGCUUUUUCAAACAGCCCACUAUGUGCAGCUUAAUUUGAAUGCUGUGCCACUGCCACUGGCCUGCACAAGUGAGCUGCAAAGAUGGCAUAGGCCAAGGACUCAGGGAGUCCAUCCAGAACCAUUGGGUCAGCUUAUUGUGAGGAAGCCUAAAACACUGCAGAAGACUGGAGUGAAGUCUACUCUUUACAGAGCUUAUCCAGGCCCCCUUCCUGAUGAACAUGUUUUGGCAUCGGCAGAGAAACUGAGUCAAGUCAGCCCUCGUCCUCUACUAGCGACUGUGUUAGAGAGCCUCUCAGAUGUUGAAUUUUUUCCCUCUAAGUUUGGGCCAGUGCCUCGUGGAAGUACACUGUCUUACCAGUGUCCUCUUGUGAGUACAGUGACAACCGGUCCCGACACUGUGAACUUUCCUGUACUGCCUGUUGCUGGACAUUCACUGGGAUCCAAUUUUAACUUUGUUCCCAGUCACCAUCAAGCCCUUCAUUUAGAGUCUUUAAAGGUGUCUUUUAGUAUGGCGGCAGAAAUUGAAGAAAACACCAGACUUCAAUCAAAAUGCACUGCAUGGGCACAAAUUCGUCAACCAAGGGUAACUGCAAGCAGGUUUAGAGAGGUAUGCCAUGUGGUAGGGGAUUUAGCUGGGCAGUCACUAGCAGCUCGAAUCAUUAGGGGGACAAAGCAAACGUGUGCUAUGAGACGUGGGUUGGACCUUGAACCAGAAAUAUUGAGAACCUAUUCUCAAAUGGCAAAUGUCACUGUAAUGCCAUGUGGUUUGGUUGUGCACCCAGAGGCACCACAUCUAGGAGCCAGUCCAGAUGGGAGAGUGUAUGAUCUUUUGGAAACCCCACCAUUUGGGCUGGUAGAAGUAAAAAGCACCACAGCUGAUAAUAUAGCUGGAGUUUCAUUUAUCAAAAUGCACAAAGAUCAGGCCAAACUAAAACAAUCGCAUAAAUACUACUGGCAGGUUCAAGGCCAGCUUGCAGUGACUGGUUUGCAGUGGUGUGACUUUGUCACAGACACAAAAGGUGACCUCACAAUACAGCGAAUUUGGAAAGAUGAUGUUUUUAUAGCAUCAAUGAAAGACAAGUUGGAUGCUUUUUAUCACAACAUAUACAUGAACAUGUAUCUUUCCAUGGUCUGAAUAGCAUUUGCAUUUUAAGACACUGAAGUGUGACAGAUCUGUAAAUAUUUUAUGUAUAUAUAAAUGUAUAGUGUAUAGUGUAUAGUUAUUUUUCAUGCACCUACUUGCAGAUCAUUUGAUUAUUAAGCUUACAAUUGAUGGGGAAAAAUUGAAAACUUCUCUAAUGCAGGACCUAGAUGGUGUUUGUAAGAAACCUGUAAAAUGUUUUAUAAGGAUAAAAGGUUGAACAUAAUCACAUGAAAAAAGGAAAGUGAGUAGCAAAUGUGUUUUUAUCUUUAUUGUUUAUUGAAUAAAAUUCAGAAUAAAAAAAAUCAUUGUCUCAGUAUGUCAUUGUUUUGGGCAAAAAUAAUUAUAGUUUUGAUUUUUUAAAUUGCAUGUAGGACCUUUUUGAGCUACAUAGACAAACAUGUUACAUCAUGAAACUGAUUAAAAAAUAUUAAAUGGAUAUGAACAAGUAUGUAUGUUCAUUCUUCAAAUCAUUCACUCAUGGAUCAAGGAACAUUGGUCCCUGGUAAUUCACCAUAAAACAGCAAUUAUGCCAGAUCUGAUUGAUGCUUCCAGCCAGGCUAAGGGGCACAGUAGAAUCCCAAAUAUGGUUUUCCUUAACCCUGCGAAUCACUCUUUCCACAAGGAUCCUGAGGCGGGCAAUUGCCUGUGUUUGUUCACAGUCCUUUUUGCUGAACUGUUUUCCAUGUUUGAAUGGUGGGAUGAUUAGUCUUGCACCUUUAGUUGCCA
This is a messenger RNA of Astyanax mexicanus (Mexican tetra), 2301 nucleotides long. RefSeq lists its product as uncharacterized. The record is from RefSeq and is a predicted model, not a curated record. The transcript is spliced from 4 exons. NCBI's taxonomy places the organism in Eukaryota, Metazoa, Chordata, Actinopteri, Characiformes, Acestrorhamphidae. Bases 310 to 1566 code for a protein of 418 amino acids. Gene Ontology annotation, molecular function: zinc ion binding.